AUGGUGGAUCUGGAGGGUGGGGGACCCACCCUGCCGCUGCUCCCCAUGUACCAGGCGUGCCCCGGCGGGGCUGCCAUGGGCUUCCUGGAGCUGCACUGGGGCGAGGCACGGCAAGCGCCCACAGCGGCCGGGCCCGCGGGCAUCGCCGCGGCCAGGCAGUGUCCUGAGGCGGGAGCGAGGAGGCACACAGCAGAAGUGUCCCCAGCUUCAUCCAGUUCUGGGAAUUUCAGCCAAUUCACACCAGAUUCAGCCACCAGUCCACAUUCAUCAUCCUCGUCCCCACAGCCUACAGCUAAGUCUCAAAAGGGCAGAGAAUAUGGCGUGGAGGGGAUGAGGAAGACCAAGAGCCGUACAGCUUUCUCCAAGGAGCAGCUGCAAACUCUGCACCAGCGCUUCCAGAGCCAGAAGUACCUGAGCCCCCAGCAGAUCCGGGAGCUGGCUGUGGCCCUGGGAUUGACCUACAAGCAGGUGAAGACUUGGUUUCAGAACCGGAGGAUGAAGCUGAAAAGGUGCCAGAAGCACAGCCUGUGGAGCGAACGGGCUCAGUGCCUCACGCAAAGUGGCUUCCAGACUGGUACUUACCUGGAUAUGCACCCCAAAUUCCACCAGGGCUACCCCAUCACCGCAGCUGGCAACAUCCAAACCAUGCCUGCCCCCUGUCAGCACUAUGGAGCAGGGCAGAACGCUUAUACAAUCGUGACCAGCGAGGACGGAGGAGUCUUUGGCAAAGGCGGGGGGACCUGCAGUGUCCAGCAGACAGUGGGCUUCAUUGCCCAGCACAAAGUAGACUUUUACCACAGCUACCCUGGCAGUGUGGAAUAUCCAGGCUCAAAGACAGGUGAUGGCUGUAAUUUUCACCAUUCAGCCACUAUGGGGGCUCCUUUCCCCACCACUACCAGCCAUCCUCUUUAUCAUUCCUAAGCAUUGUGGAUGUGGGG
Messenger RNA from Sturnus vulgaris (Common starling), 938 nucleotides. The record is from RefSeq and is a predicted model, not a curated record. NCBI's taxonomy places the organism in Eukaryota, Metazoa, Chordata, Aves, Passeriformes, Sturnidae.